Messenger RNA from Aspergillus oryzae RIB40, 2028 nucleotides. Its product is annotated as putative C6 transcription factor. Gene Ontology annotation, biological process: DNA-templated transcription; positive regulation of transcription by RNA polymerase II. Gene Ontology annotation, molecular function: sequence-specific DNA binding; DNA-binding transcription factor activity, RNA polymerase II-specific; zinc ion binding. The transcript has 2 exons. The record is from RefSeq and is a predicted model, not a curated record. The coding region runs from base 1 to 2028 and encodes 675 amino acids. Lineage: Eukaryota; Fungi; Ascomycota; Eurotiomycetes; Eurotiales; Aspergillaceae.
AUGCGUAAGCUUGCCCACUUCAAUAGUAUUUAUAUUUCUCCUAAAUGCCCUAAUGCAAGUAGGUACACUCGUGCUUUAGAAGAACGUGUCGAGUAUCUUGAGACGCAACUUAAGUCAGGGCGGAGGGGCAAUAAUGCCAGUGGUGGUGUCUCAAACCCAGUUGCUGCAUUCUUGUCACCUCCUAACCAAGCAGCGGUUCAGGGUAGUUCUCCGACUGGCAUCGACCACAACGCUAUCGGGGACCUGGUGGGAUUUCUUGCAUUGAAUUCCCUAGAGGCUCCUGCGUAUGUGGGGUCGAGCUCAGGAGUCUCUCUGGCAGCCAACCUGGGUGAAAUGGUUCAGACAACGGUCUGGAACCAAGUCCUGGCGUCGCCGCGAGGUUUAGAGAGCGCUCAAUCUACCGGAAAUGGCCUAAGUGCGAAUCAUGCAAAUCUGGGUCUUUCCUAUCAACCAGUUAGUACUAAAAAUAGCGGUGAUCGGUCUCGACCACCGAGGAUGGAGGAACUACUGGCGAAGGGUGCUGAGCCACCGAAUGACGAAAUGGGAUCACGAAUCAUGAAUGCUUACCUGACACGACUCCAUACACGGUAUCCAUUCCUCGAUAGGAGAGAGCUAUGGCGACUGCACGAAGCCCGCUGGCAGUUGGCAAAGAAAAAACGCGAGGAACUUUCCAAGGCCGAUAAAUUUGGGAUAUUUCAGCUAUACAUAGUCUACGCGAUUGGGGCGACCUUUCUCCAAUUAAGUGAGCGGUACUCAUACAUCCCUCCUGAGAAGCGAUUCUAUAUGACCGCCCUUCAACAAGCUUCAGCUAUGUGCGAAGCACGUUCCAUUGAAAACAUAAAAGCCAUGACGCUUCUAGUUGUGUACCACCUUCGCUCCGCGUCUAGUCAGGGAGUGUGGUACAUGAUAGGACUAGCGAUGCGAACUGCUAUUGACCUGGGGCUACACAGGAAAGCAAAUGAGGUCAGCCUUGACCUAUUUACAGCCCAACUGCGGCGAAGGCUAUUCUGGACAGUUUACUACUUAGAGAGAGUCGUAUCCAUGUCCCUGGGUCGACCCUUCAGCAUUGCAGACAGGAACAUCGACCUCCCCUUGCCCUUAGACGUGGACGAUGACGUACGGGACCCAACUGUUCUAAGUGCAGCCCCCCCGACAGAUAGACCAACAACGAUGACAUUUGCCUUAUUUUUAAUCAAAGUACGCCAGAUUGAUUCCAAAGUUCAACAUAAGAUAUAUCGGGCAGAUCGACCACUCCACACCCUCCGCUCAAAGAUGGACCGUCUGUUCCUUGAAUUAGAAGAGUGGAAACAAUCAGCACUACUGCGAUUUAAUGGACCAGAUCUUGACUAUCCAAUGUUACAUUACAACCGGGCGCUACGACUUUUGAUUCAGCCUUUUCUGCCGUCGCUCCCUCUCACAGACCCAUAUUAUCAUAUCUGUCUCCGCGCGGCCGGCGACAUCUGCCAGACCCAUAAAAGAUUACACCAGUCGCUCGAAUACGGUCACUCUUUCCUAGCAGUGCAGACCGUAUUCAUGGCAGGUAUCACAUUGCUGUACGCCCUAUGGACGCACACUAGCGAGGUAUGGUCCGUGCAGAUGAGCAACGACAUCCGCGCCUGCUCCACGGUACUAUUCGUCAUGGGCGAACGAGCAGCAUGGGUCAAGAAAUACCGAGACGCAUUCGAGCUCCUCGUCAACGCGGCCAUGGAGAAGCUCGAAGGAAGCGACGCAGCCAAGAAAGUUGGAAUGGCCGAACUGAUGACAGCCCAACAUGGCAGCGCCAAUCCGCGCAACACUGCUAGCAUGUCCAAGGAGUAUCCGACAACCGGCCCGAACAUGCCCGAUGUCAACUCAGUGCAGAUGGAUCCGGCAGCACAGGAUCACGGAGUGCGCAUGGCAUUCCAGCUUGCUCCCUGGAUUGACCUGGAGGAAGAUUGCCCGUUCUGGAUGCCUGAUUUUGAGACUUUAGAGAGUUUAUCGGGGAAUCUGUGGAACGGUGAGGAUUCUGUACUGUUUGAUCCUCUGUGA